Messenger RNA from Anopheles maculipalpis, 1503 nucleotides. RefSeq names its product synaptic vesicular amine transporter (gene prt). Bases 1 to 1503 code for a protein of 500 amino acids. Gene Ontology annotation, cellular component: terminal bouton; synaptic vesicle membrane. The record is from RefSeq and is a predicted model, not a curated record. NCBI's taxonomy places the organism in Eukaryota, Metazoa, Arthropoda, Insecta, Diptera, Culicidae. The transcript is spliced from 2 exons. Gene Ontology annotation, biological process: transmembrane transport; aminergic neurotransmitter loading into synaptic vesicle. Gene Ontology annotation, molecular function: serotonin:sodium:chloride symporter activity.
AUGUUAUCGUUGGAUUGCUCAAACUUGCGCCAAUGUCGGGUCGUUGUGGCCAUGGUUGUAUACAUUUCACUCUUUCUUGAUAAUAUGCUGCUUACAGUUAUAGUACCGAUUCUUCCCGACUACCUGGUGCAGUUCCACGACAAAGUACCGGCCAGCAUCAUCUACAAAAACUUCAGCCUGCAUUACGUCCCCAAGCUUAUUGGAGCGGUAAGCCAAGCUGUGGUGGUCGUCCAACCGACAAACCCUCCCACCGCCAGUUCAUUGACGAUGGAGCAAGAGAACGGAUCCAUCGGUAUACUACUGGGUGUGAAGGCUCUCGUGCAGCUGUUGGCCAAUCCCCUGGUUGGAAACGGAACAGCCCGCUUCGGUUACUGCAUACCGAUUACAUUCGGUACCUUUAAUCUGUUGUUGGCAUCACUGAUAUUUGGCUUCGGCACAUCCUACACUUCACUGUUCGUUGCACGCGCCAUCCAUGGCGUUGGAUCGGCGUGUAUUGGCGUGUGUGGCAUGAGUCUUGUGGCGCAACUGUACACCGAACCGGAACGCCGGUCAAAGGUGAUGGGCACAGUACUGGGUGCAAUGGCUGUCGGUGUACUGGUCGGUUAUCCGUUCGGAGGAAUAGCCUACGAAAUGGCUGGCAAAGCUGCACCAUUCCAUGUGCUGGCCGUGCUGUGUGCUGGUAAUUUGGUGCUCCAAUACUUUCAGCUAGAUCUCGGUGCGUUUCGUGCGAAUGCAAUGCCCCACGAAUCAUCCACCACGAUAGAGGACAAGCGAGCGACCUGGUGGCCACUUCUCAGCAAUCCGCUCAUACUGAUCGUCGUGGGAGGCAUCUGGAUUUCAACCUCAGCGAUGGCCAUCUUGGAACCGUGUCUGCCAAUUUGGAUGAUUAGCCAACUGCACCCGAAAAAAUGGCAGCUGGGAACGGUAUUCAUUCCGGACUCCAUCGGUUACUGGUUAGGUACGAACUUUUUCGGUUCGGUGGCCUACCGGUAUGGGCAGAUACGAGUUUCGAUUGUGGCCCUGUUUCUUGUAGGCAGCUCGUGCAUUCUCAUCCCAUCCGCCAACACCGUUACAGGACUGCUGUUGCCCCAUCUAGGCUUAGGAUUAGGAAUCGGAGUGGUAGACGCGGCCUUAGUGCCUCUGCUCGCGACACUGGUCGAUUCACAGCUCAGUAACUAUGUUGAUCAGGGCGUUGGUCUGAGUUUGGAAGAAUCAGGUGGCGAAUAUGGCUAUGGGGCGGUGUAUGCGAUACAACAGAUAGCAGUCAGUCUGGCUUAUUCGCUUGCACCGAUAGUUGGUGGAGAAUUGGUUCCAGUCACCGGCUUUGCUACGGUUUUGCGUGCUCUCGGUGUGCUGAAUAUUCUGUACAUUGCACCGUUGUUAUGUUCCAGUAUCCGUUGCUCAGUGGGAAGUAUAGUGGGAAGUUCAAUGAAACAAAAAGAUUUGCCACUAGCGAGCAGUGAACCUACGAGCUAUAGGCGUUUUUACAACACCCUCGAGUAG